UUAUCGAUUUUCAUGAUCACGUGAUCCUUUUGCAUUUGGUAGAGUCCACGAAUGUCCUUCGUUUGGUGAAGGAAGACCUGAAGGCCACGACUGUGUUAAAAAGCGGGAACCAUGGUGAAGUUUGCUCUUUCUCAGAUAAACUGGACACACGUAUUGGUUCCUAUGGGUUUUGUGAUCGGAUGGUACCUUGAUAAACAACAAGACCAGAAGCUGACAGCUUUCAGGAACAAAAGUGUGUUGUUUAGAAGAGAGCUGAAGCCUGGCGAAGAGGUGACCUGGAAGUAGAUGCCCAGACAGUCCUGUCAGCUGAAGUGUGAAUGGUUGAUGGAUGGUCUUCAAAUCGCUUAAUUGAAAAACAUCCUGUAUAUUAUUUUGAGUUGUAUCAACUAAAAAAAUAAACAUGCCCUUUGUGUUUCAAAGAAAUAA
This is a messenger RNA of Nothobranchius furzeri (turquoise killifish), 426 nucleotides long. RefSeq names its product NADH dehydrogenase [ubiquinone] 1 beta subcomplex subunit 1. Gene Ontology annotation, cellular component: mitochondrion. NCBI's taxonomy places the organism in Eukaryota, Metazoa, Chordata, Actinopteri, Cyprinodontiformes, Nothobranchiidae. The record is from RefSeq and is a predicted model, not a curated record.